Molecule: messenger RNA, 1059 nt
Organism: Saxophila tyrrhenica
Lineage: Eukaryota; Fungi; Ascomycota; Dothideomycetes; Mycosphaerellales; Extremaceae
Exons: 2
Coding region: 1-1059 (352 amino acids)
Source: RefSeq, a predicted model, not a curated record
AUGCACAGUCCCGGGACAACCAAAUUGCGACUAGCCAUGGUCGACCACGGGCCCUGCAUUGUACGACCUCUCGAACCCGAAGACUUCAUCUUCAUUGACGGCCAUGACAGCAGUGUCAGCGACCCAGACGGCCAAGUCUUUUCCAGCUUUGUACAGAUAACCUGCAUCGUGGGAGACUUGACACAAAAGUGUCUUAGAGGUGAUCUCACUCACAAGAAAAGACUUGACUUGGAGACCGCGCUCCUACGUUGGCUCGAUGAUCUCCCUGCAGAAUUCCACCUCCACGAUCGGACAAACGGCAGGCUGAACUCCUACUCCUUUCGCAGCAGACAACUCCACGUUCCUUACUUCGUCGCACUCAUCAUACUCUCUCGACAAAGAUCCCCAGAGAAAUGUCCUCCGCCCGUGGCUUUGCUUGCUGCAAGCUUCAUCAUCGGCAUUUUCGAGGAGUACCUCGACUGGGGCGACAUUGCGGUGGUAUCACCAGCCUCGAUAUUCUAUCUCAUGGUCGCCUCUCUCGUCCAAGCAUCAGCUUACCGCUUUGCGGCCUUUGCCAGGCACCGAGAGAAAGAGUUUGACAUUACAAGACAAGCCGUAGAUGCGCUGAAGACACGGUUCCCAACUGCGAUUGGAGCCGAGCGAGUCAUCCAAUACGUCAGUGCGUUCACCGUACAAGUACCUUCCGAUGCGACCAGCAGCGAGACCAUCUCGAUGCGGGAGCGCAAAUUCUUCUCCGUCUUCGGCCCGGAGCUCUGUUGCCAAUGGGAAGAGGUCAUGAACCCUCCCCCAGAGCCUCCAAGGCGGACAGCCAGAAGCAACAACCCUCUGUCGCAGGGUUCGCAACAGCAAGCUGCCAGACACGAGGCAGAUUUCGGGCAGCACGCGUCUCAGAACAUGCCAGGAAGCGGCGAGCCCGAUACUGCGGCUGCGUUCGAGCCGGGACCUUGGAAUAUGGACCCACUGUUGCAAUUCAACGGAGCUGGACCCCAGCUUUUCAAUGGGAUGGGACAGUGGUGGUGGUCUGACAUGGUAUCAGGCCAUCUUCCAGCGGACUUUUGA